Molecule: messenger RNA, 3570 nt
Organism: Aspergillus clavatus NRRL 1
Lineage: Eukaryota; Fungi; Ascomycota; Eurotiomycetes; Eurotiales; Aspergillaceae
Gene: amdX
Product: putative C2H2 transcription factor (AmdX)
Exons: 3
Coding region: 1-3570 (1189 amino acids)
Biological process (GO): DNA-templated transcription; regulation of transcription by RNA polymerase II
Cellular component (GO): chromatin
Molecular function (GO): RNA polymerase II cis-regulatory region sequence-specific DNA binding; DNA-binding transcription factor activity, RNA polymerase II-specific; zinc ion binding
Source: RefSeq, a predicted model, not a curated record
AUGGUUGGUCAAGAUCUGGGCAGUAGCCCCAAGUUAGAGAACCUCGCAAGUAUCAGUGAGAUACCCGGUGAUCCGCCUGCGCCUGCUUCCAAUAAGGAAAGCACCAAGAAGGGCGACACCAACGGUCAGCCGGUGGCCAAUGCGAAUAUUCCGCCACCCAAGACGGACAAGCCUCGACCACAUGUAUGCACUACUUGUGGUCGAUCCUUCGCUCGCUUGGAGCAUCUGAAGCGCCAUGAGCGGUCGCACACAAAGGAGAAGCCCUUUGAGUGUCCUGACUGCUCGCGCUGCUUUGCUCGUCGGGAUCUUCUCCUUCGUCACCAGCAGAAGUUGCACAUGACCACAACGCCGUCGUCGCGUCCAAGAAACGCGCGGCGAGAGAGCACAGGUGCCGCGGGCGCUGGGGCCAACCGCGUUCGCAAAAAUUCCAUCGCCAGCAACUCCACUAAUGUGCGCCCUCGUGCCAAUACCAUCAGCCACAUCGAUGCGGCCGGUCUGGGUGUCCCCCCGGAUCCCAACCCAUCAGCUGGCGCCGCAGGGCAUUCGGGCCAUUCUUAUCAUCCGAGCAUUGGCUCUGCAUCAGUCAGUUCAAAUAUCGAUUUCCAUCGCGGUUACAGCGCAAGUCAUCCCAUCGCUAGUAGUCUUCCAAAGCUGGAGACGCAUGGUUUACCCCUGGAUUUCUCCGGAGGGCUUCGUACCGCCCCCGUCUAUGGCAGCUUCGAUCUCAGCAUGGGAGACAUGUUCAUGAACCACGGGAGUACCAUCAAUCCAGCUCAACUCCACUUUGGUGGUUCUCCCCAAGCAUAUGGCAAUGACUCGCCGUCUUCCCCGUUCAUCCAUAGCGCCCAUCCCAUGCAUCCUCCCACGGAUCCAAUGAUGGAGGACGAGUUCAGUUUCGAUUGGAUGAAUGGGUUUGAUCCGUCCAUGCCGGCGCUCGGCCCGAGUAACGACUCUGCGAUCGAUGAGUCGUCUCCGUCCGCCAUGAGCACAGGGAGCCAGAGCGGGAUCAGCGAAGCCGUGAUGGAAGGCGCCCAUCGCUAUUCAAUCUCCUCCUCGGGCUGGCAAAACCCAUUUCCGCCGCACUCCAUGGCUCCUUCUAAUCACUUUGCCGUUGACUAUUCCUCCCCGACGUUUAAUGAUCUAGGCAUUCCUCCUGAGACUGUGUCCCCCAAGUCCCUGAUGGCACAGAACCCGUUUGCUGAGACCUAUGCCACCCCUCCAUCCAUGACAUCGGUUGGUCAGCCCAUGUUGGCAGGGCAUUCGCAGAGUAUGUUUUCAUCCUCUAUGGCAACCAACGGUGAAUCUCCUAAUCCUCUCAACGUGCCUUUCGCGAACAGUGCCCUUCGAACUCACAAUGCCCCAACCUCAACCGAUACCUUUACAGACUCCACACGACAGGCAUUACUAGCCAGCAUGGCUUCGCCGACCGGUCCCAAUCAUCGAAAAUACUCCCAGCCAGCAAGCAGUAUGGUGCAUUGCCGCGACUUAUUCUCCCGUUCCGCCAACUUCAGCGGCACCCGCCAAUUACCAAGCACCCCGGACAUGCAGCGUUAUAUCUCGGCAUACAUCACGUACUACCACCCUCACAAGCCAUUCCUUCAUAUCCCAACUCUCAACUUCCAAGCCCCCGAAUAUACGAACAAUCUUCGAACGCCGAGCGGUCAUCUGAAUCUAAGUUCCACCGGUGUCGCUGGCGGCGGGGGUUGUCUCAUCCUGUCCAUGGCCGCGAUUGGAGCCUUAUACGAAUUCGACAUGGCGGCCUCCAAAGACUUAUUCGAGGCCGCGAAGAAGAUGAUCCAACUGUACCUGGAGGAGCGCCGGAAAGCGGAUAUGUCCGCUGCCUUCUCCAGGUCGAACCCCGCUCGCGAGAAUUCCGUGCACAACACUCCACUUUGGCUGGUCCAGGCCAUGCUCCUCAAUGUCACUUACGGACAUACCUGCGGCGAUAAGACCUCUGCGGAUAUCGCUAGCACCCACUGCGCGGCCCUCGUUAGUCUUGCUCGCGCUGCUGGGUUGACUCAUCAUAUCGAUGUCAAAGACCUUUCGCAGGAUCAUCUGAGUGCGGGUCUCGGUAGCCAAUCCAGUCCGCGAGGAGCAUCUGUCAGUCCUGAUGACCGGAAUAUCCCAUCUUCUGGACCGACCAAGGAACGGAAGGACUGGCUGGAUUGGAAGAUCGUUGAAGAACGCAAGCGAACCCUCUACGCCAUCUUCACUCUUUCCAGUUUCCUCGUCUCGUCGUACAACCACCCCCCUGCGCUCACAAAUUCGGAGAUUCGCCUGGAUCUCCCGUGUGAGGAAGAUCUCUGGGCAGCAGAAUCGCCUCAGGUAUGGAAGAAGAUGGGUGGGCCUUUGUCAGCGAAGAAAGGAGUGGCAUUCUCGUCGGCUUUGACCACGCUUCUGACGGCCAGCCAGCGGGAGCAGACUCACGCGCCCUCGCCGUCAAAUAAUAUCUUCAGCAUGGUUUCGGCCGUGGAUUCUGCCGGGGCGGACUUGAAACCAAGCACUUUCGGCUGCCUGGUGCUGAUUUACGCUCUUCAUAACUACAUUUGGGAGACCCGUCAGCGCCACAUGGGUCGGCAGUGGACGUCCCGCGAGACUGAAGCGAUGCAAGCCCAUAUUGAACCCGCUUUGAGGGCGUGGCAGACGGCAUGGGCCAGCAAUCCAAUCCACAGUUUAGAACGGCCCAAUCCCUUUGGCGCAGGUCCUCUGUCCGCCGAUAGCAUCCCGUUGCUAGAUCUAGCCUACGUCAGACUGUUCGUGAAUCUUGGGCGAAGCAGAGAGGCUUUUUGGCAGCGGGACUGGAUUGCCAUGUCGGACGAACUCGCGCGCGGCACAGAGGCUUUCCCAUAUUCGGACGACAUUCCUUCGGACGUGCUUGAUCCGUCGAUCACCCGGAUGUCAAGUGAGCUGCACAACCGCCGCGACUCGAUUGCCGACCUGGGUGUUGCAGAUCUUGCAAUCUCGAAGACUCCCACACAAGAACAACCCAUGCAAACGUUGAUGGGAGUGUAUCGGCCGGGACAGUCUAGACGCGAGAAACACCUGCGCAAGGCUGCUUUCUAUGCCGCCGACUCGAUUUCCAUGUCUGACCGACUCGGGACUACCUUUGCCGAAUUUACGUGCCGAGAAUUGCCCAUCCAGUCCGCCAUGUGCGCUUUCGACUGUGCGCAAGUCCUGGCGGAAUGGAUCGCGACCGUACAGGAACGGGUUGGCCCCUACUUGGGUGUGCUGGGCCGCGACGAGGUAGACUUGGCGCAUGCGACGAACGUUAUGCUUCUCGAAGAGGAGGAUUGCAAGCUUCUGGAGAAGAUCCGGGAAAUACUAGCGAGCAUCGAAAGCAAGAUGCAGCGGGAAGUGCAGACCAACCCGACCAUCUCGGCCUUGAAUGUUCUGCAACGGCUUCCCAGUGUCGUCGAAGGAGGAUAUGGAUGCAAGAUUCUGAUCGCAACAGCAAGCCUUCUCGAUAGGGCUGCUGUCUGGCCAGUGACGAAACUGAUGGCUCGGUCUCUCGAGGCACAAGCCAUGCGGCUGAAAGAGCGGGCUGAGAACUCGGCAAUUGGGAUUCAUUAG